Strongylocentrotus purpuratus (purple sea urchin) is the source of this 1770-nucleotide messenger RNA. RefSeq lists its product as uncharacterized. Gene Ontology annotation, molecular function: catalytic activity. The record is from RefSeq and is a predicted model, not a curated record. Bases 1 to 1770 code for a protein of 589 amino acids. NCBI's taxonomy places the organism in Eukaryota, Metazoa, Echinodermata, Echinoidea, Camarodonta, Strongylocentrotidae. The transcript has a single exon. Gene Ontology annotation, cellular component: nucleus. Gene Ontology annotation, biological process: chromatin remodeling.
AUGCGCAACAGUAUGAAACUUCAUACCGGUUCGGUCGUCUUCCGGGUUAACAAGGACCGCGCUGUUAGAUCAGGACUUCCGUCGACAGUGCCAAGUAUGCUAGGAAGUAAACAACAACAACAAAAAGAUGACACCAGCGGAAUUACUACAAUGACGUUUGGACAGUGGAAUGUCGGGACACUCCUCGAUCGGGAAGGAACUGGCAGGCCAGAGAGAAGGACUGCCCUUGUAGCCAUGGAGCUGGAGAAGUACAAAAUUGACAUUGCUGCUCUGAGUGAAACACGUUUCUCCGAGUCAGGUAGGCUCGAUGACAUGGGCUACACAUUCUUCUGGAGCGGCAAGCCGGACGGGGUACGACGAGAGGCUGGAGUGGGAUUCGCCAUCAGAAAAGAGAUCUUAGCGAAGCUCACAGAAAUGCCUAAAGCGGUGAAUGAUAGAAUUAUGACAAUGACAGUACCACUGAUGAAGAAGGGAAAUGCUACUCUCAUCAGUGUAUACGCACCAACCAUGACGAGUCCGGAUGAAACAAAGGAGAACUUCUACAAUCAGCUUAGACGAACGUUGCGGGACACCCCCCGGACUGACAAGCUGAUAUUGAUGGGAGACUUCAAUGCCCGGGUAGGACGAGACUAUGAGAAAUGGCAGUCGGUGUUAGGCAGGCACGGAAUCGGUAAAUGCAACACCAAUGGUGAGCUACUUCUAGCGCUGUGCUCUGAGUUCGAACUCCUACUGACAAACACCGUGUUCAAGCAGAGGGAAGAACACAAAACCACCUGGAUGCACCCUCGCUCUAAGCAUUGGCACCUGAUUGAUUACAUCAUAACAAGACAACGAGACAGAAUAGAUGUUCACAGCACAAGAACUAUGCGUGGAGCUAACUGCUUGACCGAUCACCAGCUACUAAGAUCAAAGAUUGCAUUUGCUUUACGUUCAAAGCGUAGGAAGCAAGGAGCUACUAAACUUGCAAAGCUGAACACAGACCGGCUACACGUCAACACACAACGGCUAAAGCUAGAGCAAGAUAUGGAGAAAGCUCUGGCGACUUGGGGAGUGCAAGAGGGAAUGACAGUUGAUCAGACCUGGGCAUCACUCAGCAAAGUAGUAUAUGAGACAGCGAGCAACACCCUCGGUAAACCAGAGCGAAAACACCAGGACUGGUUUGACCCAGAAGACUCCGAGCUUCUGAUACUCAUGAAGAAAAGGAAUGAAACACACCAACAUGUAUUACAGACUAGAAGCACCAGGUCAACCACCACCGCGUACAAGGAAGCCUGCAGACACUUGCAGAGGUACACACGGAAAAUGAAAACCACCUGGUGGGAGAAAAAGGCAGAGGACCUGCAGCGCUCCGCAGACAAUAAUGACAUGAAGUCCUUCUACACUGGACUGAAAGAAGUCUGGGGCCCCCAGACUAGGAGUACAGUUCAUCUCAAGUCCCUGGACGGUAACACAACCUUUUCAGACAACAAAAGGGUGCUUGAACGAUGGUCGCAGCAUUUUGAGACACUACUCAACCAGCCAGGAGAUAUCGAGCCUGCAGCGCGUGAUAGGAUCAACCAGCGACCUGUAGUUACUGCACUCGAUGAUAUUCCAACACGAAAAGAGCUAAACCUGGCAAUUGCCUCCUUGGGUGAUGGCAAGGCACCCGGAGUGGAUGGGAUACCAAGCGAGAUAUGGAGUCGGAGGAGCCACACUAACCAACAGUUUACUAAUGCUGAUACAACAAGCAUGGGCAGAAGGCUCCGUACCUCAGGAUUGGAAGGAUGCUAA